Molecule: messenger RNA, 3413 nt
Organism: Folsomia candida
Lineage: Eukaryota; Metazoa; Arthropoda; Collembola; Entomobryomorpha; Isotomidae
Product: organic cation transporter 1
Exons: 12
Coding region: 1253-3055 (600 amino acids)
Biological process (GO): transmembrane transport
Cellular component (GO): membrane
Molecular function (GO): transmembrane transporter activity
Source: RefSeq, a predicted model, not a curated record
GAAGUAAUGUAAUAAUGCACGAAUUAUUCGAUUGUAUAAUGCAUGUCUAAGAAUUUCCCAAUUUUGACAAACAUUUGAAAUAUUUGCCCUUCAGCUAUGCUUGCAUCGUCUAGAAAAUUAUCGUAUCGUAUACUCAGCGUUUAAAAUACUCAAGAGUUACAAAACUGCAUGAGAAAAUAAAAAUGGAACCAUAUAGUGACCAAUGGUUUAUUUUUUUACAAAACUAGUUGACACAAUAAAUUAACCAAAUUAUGGUAAUUCAUAUAUUUCAUUUUCUUCUUUCAAACUUUUUUCCUUCCAUCAAUCAAACAAUUUGCCAAGCGUCUAAUCCAAGACAAGGUGUGAGCAUUGACUAAACGACUCUUUUAUUUUCAUCCGCCAUUCAACUGGUAUUUUGGCUGGGAAUGAUGCUUGACCUUUAUCACUAAUUAAUUUUAAUCGGCUAAGCAGCCAUUGUGUCGUGUCCAACAUGAGCGGGCAUAUGUCGAAUAAAAUUCUGGCAGAGAAUAUACACAACACUCUUUUUGCUAAAUUGGCUCAGUUGACCUAUUGAAUGUAAUAUGCUGCCCUGCACUGAUUCAAUAUUUUAAUUAAGCGUAAACUAUUUUAUGACUUGUAAAAUUUUAUGUCGUACUUGUGCUGUUGCUUUCUAACGAGAAUAUUUAACAGUUGAUCAACCACUGUGUCCAGCUACAUAUGCAUCACAUCACCAUUUAUGCUUUCGACGCUUCUUCAAAUCUGCAAUAAGUACACGAGUUAUUGCACGAUGAGACUCUGGCAAGAAGAACAUGAGCUCUUUAUUGAUUCUGAAAUAAAGUGGCCACUGGUCAAAGUCAGCGUUGACUUAUUUCAGCUCCAUAGCAUACACAUUAUUAUCCAACUGAUCAUGAGGCUAGUUAAAUAGCAAUUAAAACAUUAAAGUAAACUUGUAUUAAAUUCAGUUCACUUGAUACAGUUAUCCAAAUUGCCAACUUGUGAAUAAAGGAGGAACAUGACGGGAAAGUGCUUUUAGAAUUCUCGAAAUAAAAAUAAAAUCAGUUUUUGUGCCAACUUACAUAAAUAGAAAAUUGAAUUAAACCACUGCUACCUCAAUCAGCCAGCGAGCUAUUAUUUGUCCUUUUUCAGUAAUUCUCCCGUAUCAUCGACCAUGGACAGAUUCAGCUCAACAGUAGCUAGGAUUUGAUCCGUAGUGUAUUUCUGUAAUUGUUUGUUUAUCGAGAAGUAGCCAUUUGUUACCGGAUCAGGAAUCGACAUGGGUCAAUACGAAGAUCCGCUCAGAUCCACUUCAACCGACAUUCGCGAGCUGAAUUGCUUGACUGCGGAGGAAAACAAAGAGGAGGAGAAUGACCUUCCGUGCAACGAAUUUGAUGACAUUCUCGACAUCAUUGGGUCCCAAGGAAGAGUUCAGAAACUAUUGCUUUACGCAGCCAUCUGUCCCAUCACAGCCAUCGAACCGUUCAUAACGCUUAACAUGAUCUUCCUCCUAUUUCAACCCGAACACUGGUGCUACGUUCAUGGGAGAGACCCCAACAUUACCAGCCUUACGGACUGGAAAAACUUUUACAUUCCAUUAGACUACACCAGACCUCCUGGUUCGGAUGGUCAACCCAAGUUUUCUCAGUGCACCAUGUACAGCGAGGACAGCUCAAUUAUAAAAUGUCCUUCAGGUUGGGAAUAUGACAACACAGAGUACGAGUCCACAAUUUCAUCUGCUUACAACUGGGUUUGUGACUCCGCGGACAACCCCACCGAUGCCUUUACGGCCCAAGCAUUUGGCAAUGCUGUUGGAACUCUGGUGUUGGGCCACCUUUCAGACAAGGUGGGUAGGAAGCCAAUCUUCUUUUUGACCAUUCUAAUAAACGUGGUGUUUCGUAUGCUGAGCUUCUUUGUUGUACACAAUAUUGUAAUGUUCAAUAUCACCCAAUUUAUUGCUGGGACUGCUUUUCCGAUGAUGUUUAUUGCCCCUUCAAUGAUUCUGGCCGAAAUUUGCGACAAGGACUACAGAGGUCACGUCUACGCAAUGACCUGGAUGAUCUGGGUUGUCGGAAUGGCAGCGUUACCACUGGUCGUUUGGUUUUGCAGAGAAUGGUUUCUAAUCGGAAUUACGACGACCAUUCCAGGAGCUCUGCUGUUCCUCUACUGGUUUUACCUUCCUGAGAGCCCGAGAUGGCUUUUCUCCGUAGGAAAGUUGGAAGACGCUGCCUGCGUUCUCAUGAAAAUUGCAAAAUCCAACGAUAGGGCAGAUCGACUAACCAAACGUCAACUGGACGGCACUCUGUCACGUUUGUAUAGUUUGCAAGCUAAAAGUGAAGGCAGGACUGGGGUGUGGACGCUGUUUAGUCGGAUGAGAUUAGCAAAGAACACGGUCCUUCUCACCGUCUGUUGGUCCAUUAAUAUCGUCGUCUAUUACGGCAUAACGUUAAAUACAACCCAGAUGUCUGGGAACCAAUUUGUGAAUUUUUUCAUGCUCUCCAUCAUCGAGUUACCGUCUGGAAUGUGCGGGGCAUAUCUCGUCGAUCGUGUCGGACGAAGAUGGACCCAGGUCAUUUUCUUCUGUGGAUGCACUUUAGCGUGUGCUGCCUCUGCUGCGAUUGUGCAAUUUUUGAAUAAUCCUGUGAUUGAAAUUAUUUCAGUUGUGGUUGCAAAAUUCGCAAUAACACUAACCUUCCUAGUGGUUUACUUGCAAGGAGCCGAGAUAUUUCCCACUCAGCUACGCAGUACAGGAUCAGGAUUUGCUUCCACGGUGGGUGCGGCAUGUGGAAUCUUAGGACCAAUCAUGGUGGCACUGGGGACGUACAAUGUUAGCUAUCCUUACUGGAUCAUGGCUUCCCUGUGUUUUGUAGGAAUGAUUUCUGCAGCAUUUCUCCCCGAAACGUUAAACCAAACCUUACCGGAAACAAUUGACGACGCCAAUAAGUUUGGAAAAGGGAAUAGAUUCUGGAGCCUCCGUCCAAGCAUAGAUUUAACCAAAGAAAAUAGUAAAGAUAAACCUAGACUAAGCCAAGAUAAUCUGAAGCACUGUGAAAAGUUAACUGGCAAUCACAUUAAUAAUUAAUCUGUAUUUAAUAACAAAGUUAGAGGAAUAUUUGAACAAUUACGAAUUAAUUAUGACAUAAACGUAAUGAACCAUAUCGUAUCGUACAUGAACAAUAUGUAAUACAUACAUAUACGGAUUUUGUAACUCUUUGUCAUAUCUAUUAACAAGUCUCGUAUUACUAUAUUGCAAUAAGGAAAGGAGCUACAUAAAUAUUAUGUGCAUAGGAAAAAAUAAACAUACGUGUGUGCGUGCAUGAUAAAAAAGGGUGUAAAAUGAGAAUUGCUUACAGAAGUCACACUUAAAGAGUGUCAAAUUGUUUAAUUUUCUUUCGAAAGUGGCAAUAAAACGAGACUGUUAUGCUCUUUCUUACAACUAA